Cyphellophora attinorum is the source of this 843-nucleotide messenger RNA. RefSeq lists its product as uncharacterized. The record is from RefSeq and is a predicted model, not a curated record. NCBI's taxonomy places the organism in Eukaryota, Fungi, Ascomycota, Eurotiomycetes, Chaetothyriales, Cyphellophoraceae. The coding region runs from base 1 to 843 and encodes 280 amino acids. The transcript is spliced from 3 exons.
AUGGCUGCGAAAAGUCGUCCUGGCGCCCUCCAGACCUGGCUUCAGCCACCGACCAACGCCGGGCCGGCCACAGGCAAGCGCAAAUGGGCGGCUGAUGAAGCCACGGCAGAAGCUGCUCCGGCACCAAAGUCGGCGGGCUCCAAGUCCACCACCACAUCUACCACAAAGUCAACCUCGAAAUCGAAGGACUCCGCCAAAGAAGCAAAGAAGCUUUUCAACGACAAGCUGAAGGACGUAGAAAAGCGCCACCUAGACCUCGACAAGAAGGUCAAAGCCAUGUCGCCCAACAGCCGUGCCAUAACCGUCGACAACUACGCGGUCUCGGCCGCCAAACACGCUGGGGUUGUUGCCAAAUUGCUUGGCAUGGGCUCUCCAGUGCAUGCAUUCAACUUCGCCAUGGCCCUCGCAGACUCAAGCCACCGCAAUAUCACUACCUCCAAGAUGUCUGCCUUGCUGGCUGCCAUUGAGGCAAGAGAGAAGCCUGGUUCCGAAGCGUGGCUGAACGAGGAAGCUCUCUCGAAAGUACCUCACCGUUUCACGGAGAAGGAUGCCGACGUGGGCGAAUAUAAGACUGGACAGCCGAAUAAGCAGCAGCGCAAUCAAAUUCAGAAUCAAUUCAUUAUCUGGGAGAAGGGACGACGGGCAGCGAGGCGUGAAAGGCGGGAACAGUGUCUCGACUGGGUGCGGUGCUCGCUGGAUGAUCUGGUCGCUGACAGGGAUUAUUUGAAGGACUAUGGCGUUGGCGAGGACUUCAGCAGGGGCAGGGAUGAAGAGGAACGCAACUCUUAUUUCUUUCUGAGCAUCAAACGACUGGAGGAGAUGAUUGCUGAAAGAAGCGCUUAA